Messenger RNA from Seminavis robusta, 822 nucleotides. The record is from the annotation of a GenBank genome assembly. Lineage: Eukaryota; Bacillariophyta; Bacillariophyceae; Naviculales; Naviculaceae.
CCAUUCCCUCUGCCUACGUGGUUCAGUAGUCUCCAACCGGCAAGCGCAAAAGAUCCAAGCUCUUCAAGCAACAACCUCCCGGCACGAAGCUAAACUACAGCUCACAAUUUUCUUGAUUCAUCAACAAAAACAACAAUCAAAAUGAAGACCGCCAUCAUCGCAUCCCUUAUCGCCUCUGCUGCUGCCUUUGCUCCUGCCAAGGAUGCUUCCCGCAGUACCGCCUUGAACAUGGCCUUCGAGGAUGAACUUGGUGCCCAAGCUCCUCUUGGAUUCUUCGAUCCCCUUGGUAUGGUUGCUGAUGGAGACCAAGAAAAGUUCGACCGUCUUCGUUAUGUUGAGAUCAAGCACGGACGUAUCUGUAUGUUGGGAGUUGUUGGAUACCUCCUCAACGCCGCCGGAGUCUACCUUCCCGGUGACAUUGACUACUCUGGAACCAAGUUCUCCGAUCUUGGAUACGGAUGGGAUGCUUCCUUCGCUGUCCCCGUUGCCGGUGCUCUCCAAGUCUUGGCCUUCGUUGGUCUUUUGGAGCUUGCUGUCAUGAAGGACAUUGAAGGAACCGGAAAUGAACACGUUGGUGACUUCCGAAACGGAGCUCUUGACUUCGGAUGGGACUCUUUCGAUGAGGAGACCAAGCUCACCAAGCGUGCUCUUGAAAUCAACCAGGGACGUGCCGCCCAAAUGGGUCUUUUGGGACUCAUGGUCCACGACAAGCUUGGAAAUGUUGAGAACUUCUUCCCCAACUAAACGUCGGAAUCCUUUGCCUGACAGUGGCUGUUGGUUUUCUGCACCUAUAGUAAUAUUAUAGACGGAUUUAUAUUGUGC